AUGACUAAAACAAACCCAAGUAGUCUAGAUAUACUAGAUUCACAAAUUCCACUGUCACAAAGACAAGCAUAUAAAGAAUACUUGUCAACUUUAAACUCAAAAAAUUCUUGGGAAUUCUCAAUCGUUCCAAAUUAUUUUAAACAAUCACUUUUUGAAACAGAUGAAGAUAAAUUUGAUUAUUUAAGUGAAAAUUUCGGUAGAUUACACUCAUGGGAUGAAAUAAUUGCUGAUUUAAACAAAUCAAAUAAAGAAUCAGAUGAUGAUACACAAUAUAAGAUUUUUAUUUUGGCACGUCAUGGUUUUGGAUAUCAUAAUUGGGCCCAUGCGCAUUAUGGAGAUAAUUCAUGGAAUGAACAUUGGUCGAGAUUAAAUGGAAAUGGUGAAGUUACUUGGGGACCUGAUGCUAAUUUAACUGAAUUUGGUAUUUCACAAGCUAGGGAAAAUAAUAAAGAAUGGAAAAAUCAAAUUGAUCAAGGUUUAAUUAAACCUAAACGUUUUUUCACAUCUCCAUUAUCUAGAUGUAUUGAUACUUUAUUAUAUACAUUUGAAGAUAUAGUGGAUUUAAAACAACUUGGUUUUUUAGUUGAAGAAAAUUGGAGAGAAACUAUGGGAGUUCAUACUUGUGAUAAACGAUCAACUAAAGAACAACUUUUAAAAAGAUUUGAAGAAAAAGGUAUACAAUUUGAAAAAGGAUUUGUUAAUGAUGAUAUUUAUUGGCAAAACGAUUAUCGCGAAUCAAUAGUUGAACAUGCAAUUAGAAUAAAUAAAGGUUUCCAAAAUCUAUUUAAUGAAGUCAGUAAAACAGAUGAUAUAAUAAGUAUAACUAGUCAUAGUGGUAGUUUAAGAAGUGAAUUAAUGGUUCUAGGACAUAGAAGCUUUGCAGUUGGAACUGGUGGUUUAAUUCCGGUGUUUGUUAAAGCUACAAAGAAGAAAUAA
Molecule: messenger RNA, 936 nt
Organism: Insectozyma verbasci
Lineage: Eukaryota; Fungi; Ascomycota; Pichiomycetes; Serinales; Debaryomycetaceae
Source: the annotation of a GenBank genome assembly